Molecule: messenger RNA, 1470 nt
Organism: Cylindrotheca closterium
Lineage: Eukaryota; Bacillariophyta; Bacillariophyceae; Bacillariales; Bacillariaceae
Source: the annotation of a GenBank genome assembly
AUGCGAGGCAAUGACAGGAAACUUCUACAAAUCCUGUUACUAUGGGCGAUUAUCACCGCGAUUAUUGUUGCCUAUGUCGAAACAUGUGGUAUGGAGCAGGAUGAAUCUGGCAAUAGUGGCUUUCAUAUACAGCUGACCCCACAGGCCUCAUCAUCUCCAGCAUUCCUUCCCGUCGAAAAACAAGAGGCAAAACCUCACCCCCCUCCAACAGAAGCAAUCACCAUUCACCGUACCGAAACACAUAAGACUACGAAGACAACGAUAUCUACUAUCCCAAAGAAUGCCUCUCCGAAGAAGGCCCCAAAGAAAGCUGCUCGGACGAGAGACGCCACAUAUCACCAACCUCCUUCUGGUCAAGAAGGCCAUAUUACUAGAAUUGCUUCUGGCUGUGAAGGCAAGACCAAGACAGAGCUAGAGCAAAUUUUCAAAGAUGAGAUUACACCCAUGAAUCCAGACCGUCUACACUUGCACCAAACACCAGAUUAUGGCAACUUGCACAACGGGGAAUACGAAUAUAAAUACUUCAACAAGCCAUUCGGCUUGCGUCAUUGGUUUGAAAACGUACUGGGAUACCCCGAGAACCAUGCCGAACACGACGAUUCCAUUGUGAUUGUAUUGGAUCCCGAUCAGAUCUUGCUACGGCCGUUCACCAAUGACUUUUCCAACAGUUCUGAAACAUGGAGACUUCCAGAAAAGAGGCGACAUAAGCUGAAAGUAGAGCAUGGAUCCCCAUUUGCGCAACAGUACCAGUAUGCCUUGGGAUGGAUGGAGCAGGUUGACCAAAAGUUUGUCUUUCAAGGAGGACCAUCACCGGUCCUGAAGCUCGACAAGAAAGAAGCGGAUGACUAUUACUAUGGCAUGGGUCCACCAUAUAUUGCAACGGCGAAGGAUAUGUAUGCCAUUGUCAAGACAUGGUCGGGCAUUGUUCCCCGCGUUCACGAAAACUUUCCCGAGUUGAUGGCGGAAAUGUACGCCUUCAACAGUGCCGCGGCUCACUUGGGAUUACGCCACACGAUAGCCUGUUCUUUUAUGGUUUCCGACAUUGCCGCAUAUGGAGAAGGCUGGCCUUUGUUGGACAAGGUGGAAGCCAAGGAUGUUUGCCACAACUAUCCACAGUCAGAAUACCCACAUGUGAUUCAUUACUGCCAACGCUAUGGGAUUGGAAAAUGGUUCAUGUCCAAGUACAAAGUUCGAAAAGACCACAUAUCCUGCCAGGCACCACUCUUCAAGAACCCUCCAGCAGACGUGGCAAUCAAGUAUACCAAAAGCAUAUAUCCGAAUAAGGAAGUCAAGAAGAUGAACAAGAAAGAGCGAAAGGAGAGCGCCUUUAUGGUAUGUUCCAUGAUUAGUGCACUGAACGAAGCGGCAAUCUACUACAAGGACAACAAUUGUGACAAGGCUACAGCAAAUUACAACUACACAUUUACAUUCUUCAAGGAUAUGAGAACGGACGAGGACAAGAAACACUGA